Molecule: messenger RNA, 634 nt
Organism: Cornus florida
Lineage: Eukaryota; Viridiplantae; Streptophyta; Magnoliopsida; Cornales; Cornaceae
Product: acyl carrier protein 1, chloroplastic-like
Exons: 3
Coding region: 104-445 (113 amino acids)
Biological process (GO): fatty acid biosynthetic process
Molecular function (GO): acyl carrier activity
Source: RefSeq, a predicted model, not a curated record
UAAUUGUCACUAUCACAAACGGCGGCAUUUCGCUAUUCUCAUCUCACAUUUCUCUUUCUCUCUCUAAAACUUUCUCACUCUACACUCUCUCAAUCCAUGGCCCAUGGCCGCCAUCGCAGGAUCAUCGCUCUCUCUGCAGUUUCGCCCACGCCUUUCACAUCACAGCUUGGCAACAAACAGGAUUUCUUGUCUGAAGUCGGUUUCCAUUUCUAAUAAGGGCAGAAGUCUUCUGUCACUCAGGUUGCAGCCACUGCAAAGUCGAUUUUGUGUUUCUUGUGCUGCAAAACCGGAGACAGUCAAAACGGUAUGCAAGAUAGUAGAAAAACAGCUGGCUUUACGAAUGGGCUAUGUGGUUAUGGCUGAAUCAAAGUUUGUAGCAUUUGGAGCUGACUCCCUUGAUGCGGUAACCAAUGAGAAUUUAGGAAUUUUCCAUAUAUGUUGUUGAAACGAUAUAUUUAGUUAUGUACAAAUAAAUAUUUGUUGUAUACCUAUAAUGCUUCUACCUAUUUGAUUUUAAUGUUCUGUCAUGUUUGGGUCUAAUCUGCAUUGUUAAUCACUGUCUUUUUUAUUUUUCUGAAGAAAAAAAUGGAAGAAAAAGGUAGCUUUUGUUUGGGAGCUAGUGUUUAUUUGGCAA